UCGAAGCCAGUAGUCUCUUCUACGGCUACUCCAUUUCUCACGCCAAUUUCCUAGUUUUCCAGCUCGCUCGUUUUACUUCUCGAUUCACCGACUGAAAAUUCCACUCUGUCGCUUCUUUGUGCUGUUCUCAGCGUCCCUCACGCCUUCAAGCUCUCACUCGCAAUCCAUAUAUUCAAGCAAGCCUAGCCUGAUCACUCAAACCUCAGCGAUCCCUCUCCCACCAGCCGCCAUGGCCACGAUACGGUGGUCUCAACUAUACUCCCUCCUCACAGUCGCAGCCCUCGUUGCGACAGCGGUCGCAGCAAAUCCGUCUGCGACGCCGUCGAGCGCCGUCGCAGAGCAGCUCAAUUCCGCAGGCUUUUCCGGGUUCGUCAAGCUCCUCGAAUCCGCCGACUUGCUCCAAAUGGUCCACGACAAACUAAAGACAGGCGAUGUGACCCUCUUCGUCCCUACGAACGAGGCGCUCAUGUACCAGAUAUCCCCGGCCGUCCUCGCGUUCCUGAAAGCCCCGCGGAAUAAAGCCCUCCUCCGUCAGGUGCUUUUAUUCCACGUUGUCUCGGAGCAUAUCUCGGCUUUCCAGUGGGACGGGAAGCACACGUCCCUCGAGGGCUCCCCCGUGGAGCUCCGCAUGGAUGCGCUCGCGUUUUACGCGGCGAACAACCCGGUGAAGCAGUACAACGCGAUCACGCUCGAGGAGGGCGCGGUGGUGCACUCGAUCAAGGGGCUGCUCAUCCCGCCAACCGCGGAGAGCCUGCUCGUGAACAUCCAGAGCGACACUGACCAGGACGGGCGGCGAAUUCUGGGUGACGCCGCCACCGCCGCCGUCGCCGCUCCCCCGUCCGCAGCCCCGCCUCCCCCGCCCGUGGAUACCAAGCCCGUGCCCAGCAUGCCUCCCCCUGUUCCUUCUCCUCCUCCUCCGCCCUCGUACCCUUCCGGCCCGCCAAUGAAGCCGUCCGCAAGAUUCACCUCCGGCGUGCAAUGGAUCUCAACGGUGGGGGGAGCCAUGCUUCUGGCGCUCCUCUUGUAGUCAACGGUUCCGCCCUCGCGCGCUCAGGGCAUGUCGCUCCUGUAGCUUCAGCUUGUUCUCACCGCUUUCUGAUAAGAAAACCAGAAGGUCUUAGGCAGGAUGUCGCUUGGCCAUUUAACGGGCCUCGAAUUAAAGGUACGCAGGAGGAGCCCCAUGGACGCUUGAAGACUUUCCAUCGUUGCGGGCUUUUCUUCCCCUUUCACUUAGGUAGUGACAUAGGAGUACGUUGCGAUUGACUUCAGUGUAAUUGCGAUUGACAUAGGAGUUUCAGAUACUACCA
Molecule: messenger RNA, 1307 nt
Organism: Closterium sp. NIES-67
Lineage: Eukaryota; Viridiplantae; Streptophyta; Zygnematophyceae; Desmidiales; Closteriaceae
Source: the annotation of a GenBank genome assembly